This is a messenger RNA of Copidosoma floridanum, 2991 nucleotides long. RefSeq names its product DNA repair and recombination protein RAD54B. Lineage: Eukaryota; Metazoa; Arthropoda; Insecta; Hymenoptera; Encyrtidae. Gene Ontology annotation, biological process: double-strand break repair via homologous recombination; reciprocal meiotic recombination. Gene Ontology annotation, molecular function: DNA translocase activity; ATP binding. The record is from RefSeq and is a predicted model, not a curated record. Gene Ontology annotation, cellular component: nucleus.
UAUAUCUUAUAUCCAAAAAUCGACCUCCUACAUAUUUAUACUUUUGAAAUAAAAUGAAAUAGAAACCGUCUGCUUUGCAACUUGUUGCGUAUACGCGCGCUUUUGUGCUACUACAACUUGUUCUUGUGCUUUAUGAUGUCGUGACCCGCGGGCUUUUGUAUUUUUGUCUGACGGUCGUCGCACGAUAUGUUCAGAGAACAGGUGUAGCCGUUACAAGUAUUUAUUUAUAAACACGUGUGUAAACAAAAGCACUUGCCUAUUACAUCUGGCUAAACAUGAACAAAAAUAACAGAUCCGGAGGUGUGAAAUUUCGCGAGCUAGAAUACAGUCAAAGUCCCGCAAAGAAUAUUCAAGAUAAAAACAAUGUGCUGAGGUGCAAAGAAGAUAUUCUUAAAUUGUUUGCCAAGCCGAGCCUCGAAAAUGAUUCCUCGAAAGAAAACAGUGUCGAAGCUCUGGCCGAAAAAAGUAGUCAGGAAAAUGUUGCUAGUGUCGGAAAACGGCCACAGAUGAAGCCAAGGAUUGAUAUUAUUCGAGAAAAGCCGAGGCUUGCUGUGGUUCAGUCGAACUUCGUUGAUUCGUCAGCCAAAGCACUAAGUCCUUCCAGUAACAAAAAGAUAUAUAAUGUUAUGAUUGGCAAGAUAUCCACUAGAAAACAUAAACAGUGGGACAGCGAUGGUCUUUUAGAAGUUACUGGAACAAGUGCCGUGCUGAAGGAUGCAAAAGGUAAAUACAUUGGUAGGACAACAGUCAAGCCGGAAACUAUUGAAGAAGGGUUCAGAAUAUGUAUGUCAGGAAAAGAAAUUGAGAUUGUAGAAUUAGCUUCAUUAGAUGAUAUUCAAGCUAGACAAGGUUCUGGUAACCAACAUGAUAAUGACAGCUAUGAAAGUGUAGCACCACCACCAGCUAAAAAGGCGAGAACAACAAAAGCAUUUGUCCCUGUAAAAUCUGGCAGUAGUUUGCACUUUAAUUAUGAACCCCUUGUAAUGCCACAUCCACCUCUUGACUUUGAAUGGUCUCAAGACCGAGAUGAACAAAAAAUACACGAAGUCUCGGUUGAUGGCUGUUUGGCCUCUGUAUUGAGACCCCAUCAACGCGAGGGUGUGGUAUUUUUAUACAAGUGUAUCAUGGGCAUGAAUGAUCCGAAAUUCAAAGGUGCCAUAUUGGCUGACGAAAUGGGUUUAGGAAAGACACUGCAGUGCAUUUGCCUCAUUUGGACUUUGUUGAAAAAAGGUCCAACUGGAAAACCAGUUUUAAAAAAAGUGUUAAUCGUCACUCCCAGUAGCUUAUGCGGAAAUUGGAAUAAAGAAUUUGGCAGAUGGCUAGGAUCUAUGAAAAUAUCUCCUUACGUGGUAGAAAGUAAUAAACGAAAAGUUAAAGACUUUACCAAAACUCCAAGAGCCUGUGUCAUGAUUGUUAGUUACGAGACUCUUGUAAAGAACAUCGACGAUGUCAAGAAAGUAAACUUUGAUCUAAUGAUUUGUGACGAGGGUCAUAGAUUGAAAAACAGCGAAGUUAAGGCGAUUAAGCUUCUCAGCAAACUGAACUGCCAGAGGCAAAUUCUCCUGACUGGAACCCCCUUACAGAAUGACUUGCAAGAAUUUUACACACUCGCAAAUUUUGUGAAUCCUGGCAUACUUGGCAGCUUCAGCGAAUUCAAGAGUUACUACGAGCAUCCGAUCGUUAAUUCCAAGCGUGCUGCGGCUGACGAAGAAGAAGUCGCGAUAGGCCAGGCCAGAGCUCAAGAGCUUCACGAGAGAUCAAAGACUUUCAUCCUUAGGCGCACAAACAACUUAAUCGACAGAUAUCUGCCAAAAAAGCACGAGCUGGUUGUAUUUUGCCGGCUGACACGCGAGCAAGAAAAUCUGUACAGUUUGACAACAGAUUAUUGGUUCAAUAGAUCACUUAUUGGCGGAUGUGUGACAGCGCCUUUGAUUGUUGUCAUGGCACUUAAAAAAAUAUGCAAUCAUCCUUAUUUGUUUACCAGUGAAAAGAAUCAGAUUUUAGACGAAGUUUUGCCAAAUGUUCCAACAAAUUUGUCUUCGAUAAACACAUCGUUGGCGUAUUCUAGCAAGUUUAAAGUUGUGCAGUCAAUUUUUCAAGAAUUAAAAAGUACACAGGAGAAAAUCGUUCUUAUCUCGUACUUCACUCAAACUUUAGAUCUGCUGGAAAAAAUCUGUUGCUCUGAGCAGUUACAAUUUUGUAGAUUAGAUGGAAAUACACCUGCAGCUGCGCGCAAUAAAAUCGUUGAUCGAUUCAAUUCCAAGGAUAACUCUUGUACUCGUGUGUUCUUACUGAGUGCAAAAGCAGGAGGCGUUGGAUUGAACUUAGUCGGCGCUUCAAGAUUAAUUUUAUUUGAUUCCGAUUGGAAUCCUGCAAAUGACGCUCAAGCCAUGGCUCGUAUCUGGCGAGAUGGUCAAAAAAGAUCAGUAUACAUUUACAGGCUUUUAACUACUGGUACAAUAGAAGAAAAAAUUUAUCAAAGGCAAAUUAACAAAAUGGGCUUAAGUGAUGCUGUGAUAGAUGCCAAUUACUUAUCUUCUUUGAAAUUAUCCGCAAGUGAAUUAAAAGAUUUAUUUACGUUGGAUUCUCAGACUUUGUCAGUUACCCACGAUUUAAUGGAGUGCAUUUGCAAUGGUUCGGGUGAUAUACCUUGCAAUGAAGUGACAGAAAGUCAGCAGUCAAAUUCAGAAGAUUCAAGGGACUGUCAGUUGGCACUCAAAAAAGCACAACCUCAACAUCAAAUAACAAUAAACCAGUUGCUUAGUUGGCAGCAUUUCAAGCAGCCUGUUUCUUUAGAUUUACUUAAGGAAUUAAUGUUACAACAUGUUCAACAGUAUGUUACAUUUAUUUUUAAAAAUACAGUAGAAAAGUGAAGCCAAUCAUCGUCGCAUUGGCUAUUGUAACAAGCCACGGAAUCCUGUUGAAUUUUUCGACAAUAUGAAAUACAUAAAAAGUAAGCAAUAUGCCAGUAGUCCAGAAUCCUAUCAUAGC